This is a messenger RNA of Plectropomus leopardus (leopard coralgrouper), 8120 nucleotides long. The record is from RefSeq and is a predicted model, not a curated record. NCBI's taxonomy places the organism in Eukaryota, Metazoa, Chordata, Actinopteri, Perciformes, Serranidae.
AAAUAUUUGUCUUAUCGUCGACUAAUCGUUAAAGACAGGUGAGACAUUAUUUGUUAUUGUAGAUAACGAAAUUGUGUUUGGUUACACACAGGCUGAAAGCUGCACACAUUCGAAAUAAAAACAUUAGCUGAAAGUUAAAUUUAAUACAUAAAGAUAAGAUAAAUACAAGAUAAAAUUACAGAUUUUGCCUCUAAUACAAUGAAACAUUAACACAGAUCAGUCUGACUUUUAAUUUUGUGUGGCGUUGUACAAAAUGUGCACAGACAUGGAAUAUGUUAUCAUUUCAGUCUAUUAUUUUUUUGUGCUUCAGGAAACAAUGGCACAACUUAGGAAGCUGGUGAGAACUGUUCUUAUUAUGCAGCCGAUGGAUCGUUUUUUCUACCAGGUGGUUUAAACAGUGUAGAGGUUUAUUGAAAUACAUCCACAAACUGAACAGCAGGAUAAACAACUGUCUUGUUUUUUUGUGUUAUAAUUACUUUGCAUAGUUAUUUUACAGAAAAGUGGAUGCUUAGCUCUGUGACUUGUUAUUGUUGGCAAAACAUAAGGGACACAUCUGAUCAGGUCUUAGUGAUGUUGCCUCCCUCUUAGAAAAACUGUUUUCUGUGUGUCAUGAUAUUUAUCAACUUAAUUACAUGAAAAUUACCUUAUAUUUCCUUUAAAAGGAUACUCUGCCACUUUACAACCAGCUUUGUAUCAAAACAGCGUGGGUAGUGUGUUUGGAUAAACUGUGGCAAUCUUUCCUCCAUCAUUCGUCAUUGGCUGUGUUUUUCUGGUUCUCAAGGCUGUUGUUUGAACUACAGCCUAUACUUCCACAUUUUCGUAUUGCACACCAACCCUGCCAACAACAUGUGCUCAAAGAUUAUAGAGCUGAUCAUGCCCCAUUUCCCUAUAAUGGGGAAAGUUUGUGAACAGGAAGUGGGUGCCAUACUGCUUCCUGUUCAGUGAAAACAGAGGCUGAAGAAGCAGAGAUCAAACUAAAACUGUGUAGCGCUGAUCAAAUAGAAACCAAGACUCUGGUACUGAAUUGCGUAUUUCUUGCCUCAAAUGUUUUCAGAAACAUGUUUUAGUUUACCGUUUAAGUGGAACACAAGAUCGGGCCGAUUGCCAUUGUUUUGAAUGGACCAGUCUGCAUUAUGUCAUGUGCGCUGCAUCUCGGUAGGUGUAGGUUUUCUACCUCUUGAGCAAAAGUGUCCUUUUUCUCUGUUUUUUCUGGUCAUGUUGCACCAAUUUCAAAAGUAUUUGCAUCUUUCUACUGCAGACAUGGCCUAUUUUAAUGCGAGGACCUUCUUUAUAUGAAUGCAAGUGACCAGAUCUGGAUGCACAUUUCUAGCAUACCUUGUAAAAAAGACAUGGUUUUGUAUGGUCUUUUGUGUUUGACAAUCUGCCUUUUAUCCUUUAACUGAUUUGUUCCUCUGUGUUUUUCACAGAUGAUGCUCAAAACCACAUAGUAUUUACCUCCACCUCUGACUGACAACCAAGAACAUCUAGUCAGAUUUUAGAGAACCACUGUGGAAUUUAGAGUCAGUAUUUAUUAAUUUGGCAUCUUAUUUGCUUCUGAGCAUGGACUCUUAACUUCCUCAGCAAUCAGGACUCACUGUUACACUUUUUCUUCAGUUGUGUGACAAAUUGUUCGGGUAGUUGCACUGUACUACAGUGUGUUACUGUAAAAGCUUGUCAAGCCUCAUCAAGAUGUUUUCAGCACUUAAGAAGUUGGUAGGAUCCGAGUCAGUCCAGCUCAGGGACAAGAACAUUCCAGCUGGCCUGCAGUCAAUGAACCAAAGUUUGCAGAGACGUUUUGCCAAAGGGGUCCAGUAUAAUAUGAAAAUCGUCAUCCGCGGAGACAGAAACACAGGAAAGAGUACGUUAUGGCAUAGAUUGCAGGGCAAGAAGUUUGUGGAGGAGUACCUCCCCACUCAGGAGAUCCAAGCCACAAGUAUCCAUUGGAAUUACAAAACUACUGAUGAUGUGGUCAAGGUAGAGGUGUGGGAUGUGGUAGACAAAGGCCAAAAAUAUCCUCUUCCUGAAGGUGUAGGCAAAGGCAAAAGGCGCGGCGAUAAUUUAAAGCUGGAGAAUGAGCCCCAAGAGUCAGAUGAGGUGGCCCUGGAUGCAGAGUUCCUGGAUGUGUACAAGAACUGUAAUGGAGUCAUCAUGAUGUUUGACAUUACAAAGCAGUGGACUUUUAACUACAUCCUGAAGGAACUGCCCAAAGUACCCACCCAUGUGCCGGUGUGUGUGUUGGGAAACCACAGGGACAUGGGCGAGCAUCGAGUCAUCCUUCCUGAUGAUAUAAGAGACCUUAUUGCUGGACUUAACAGACCAAUGGGAGCUUCUUACAUCCACUAUGCAGAGUCCUCAAUGAAGAAUGGCUUUGGCUUAAAAUACCUGCACAGGUUUUUCAACAUCCCUUUCCUGCAGUUACAGAGGGAGACCUUGCUGAGGCAGCUAGAGACAAACCAGCUGGACAUGGAUGCCACCCUGGAGGAGCUCUCUGUCCAGCAGGAGACUGAAGAUCAAAACUAUGAGAUUUUUCUUGAGAACUUGGAGUCUCGCAGUAAGGGCUAUGGCUCUUCGUGCCCAGCUAAUGGUCAGAGUCCCUCCUCGGGUUCCCAGUCCCCCAUCAUUCCACCCAGUGGGGCCUCUACAGGCAGCUCUAGCCCCAGCACCCCUCAGCCUCCCGUUUCUUCCCAGGCGCUCCCACAGUCACCGUCUGUGUUGGCCUCCUCCCCUCUACCUCCGUCGACAACAGUUAGCGGAGCAGCUUCACCUGCUGUUGAGUUGAAGCCAUCAGCCCAGUCACCCGAACACCUUCAGGCCUCAGCUGCAUCAGGAGUGUCUGCCCCCCAGAAACGUGGCUUCAUCUCCCGCUGGUUUGGUUCAUCCCCUGCUGCCGAGGCUCCUGCUUCUGCACCAGAUGAGCCACCUGCACCAGUGUGUCCAGCUAAGGUUCAGAGUGUGGAUGAUUUUGUGCCAGAUGAGAGACUGGAUAAAAGCUUCCUGGAGGACAGCCUGCCCUCCAAGACCAAGGUGCCUCAGCCUGCACUGGCUUUGGACAGCGACAGUGAUGGUGAAGACAGAGGAAACCCCAUGGUGUCUGGUGUCCAGGAUGAACUGGAUCCUGACGAUACUGAGCCCAGCUUGCCCCAACCUAAGACCCUGCCUCUCAGUAAAGAUGUCACUUUGACCAGUGAUGAGGAUGACGGAUUACCAGCAGCACCUACCAUCAGGCAGGACCAAGACUGGGACAGUGAACCUGAGCUGAAAGCGCCUGUGAUCCACAUCACAAAACCAAAGGUGGCAUGUAAAGCUCCAGAGCCCAGAGGACCUAUCUCCCUCACUUUAACUCCAGCAGCAGAGCAGCUGCCAAGACACCAGACCAAGAAGAAGGGAAGCCCACCCAAAGCUGACGACUCUGAUACAGACCCUGAGGCUCCUGUAGCCCAACAAAUGCUCUCGUUUGUCAUGGAUGACCCUGACUUUGAGUCUGAAGCAUCGGACACACCAAAAAUAACCAAGCUGCUUCUUUUUUCCCAGGAUAUAUUUCCAAUCAGAGAUGAGCUUUUGUCCGACCCCUCUGACGAUGACAUGCAGAUAAUGAAGGUUCCAGAACCUCUGAAGCCCACUGUGAUCUCCUUCAAACACAAGGAUGAUACUGACCUGUUUGGCCUCGGCAUCCAAGAAGAGGCUCCCGCAGUCAUCGACAGCAGCGAGGAGCAGGAAGAGAAGGAAAGCAAACACUCAUCCAAAGACAAGAAAAAAAAGAAGAAGAAAAGCAAAGAGGAAGAUGAAAAGAGCAAGAAGAAACACAAACACAAGAAAAAGGAAAAAGAUGAGGCUGCAGUAGGAGAUGAGAAAGAAAAAAAGAAAAAGAAACCCCGGAGCAAGAAAACAGAAGUGGAUGAGCUGGAGGACUUUCUGGGUGGAGGAGUGGGGUCAAUCAAAAGAGAUGAUGGUGAUUAUGAAGAACUAUAAAAGCUCCUGUUUUAUAAGGAAUGGAGCUGCAUUUAAGGUUCCUUGACUUGUAAGAACAUAAAGCAUCUCCAAGCCAUAUGCAGUAUGCAAGGCUACCAACCCCCAGGUAAAGUAAAUUAAGGACUUUGUCUGAUCAAUUUCCCUAUCUGCACUACUGCUGUCACUUCCAUUCCAGCCAAUGAGAAACAGUGAGGAGACCCACAUGUACUGUAGUGAGCGAUGACAGUAAAAUUUGAUCAAUGGUGUAGCCACUGAUUGGCUCUUUGUUCAUUGUCUAUGUUGGCUUAAUAUUUUCAUUGAUUUGAUACACUCUGCAAGUGAUCUUUUCCAAACCCACAGCUGUAAAUAUGGAUAUGAUUUGUCUGUAUUAUAGUUUGGUUGGUGUAAUAUUGGGAGCAUGCUGUGUGUGAUGAAUGAUUUCCUGAACACUCCACAAUAUUCCGUCUUUUUUUUCUCUCUUUCCUACUUGUUGUCUUAAGUGGUUAGUGGCAGAUUUAGUCUUGUGUUCUGAAUGUGAUCAAUGAAGAAUAAUUCAGAGAGUGGAUUUAAGAGUUUUGCCCAUCACCAAUGGAGCAAAUAACCUCCCCUUCCUCACACUUGGAGUAUGUCCAGAUUAAGCUGAUUUAAAAAAAAAUUAAAUACGUUGUUUUUAUGCUUUGUUUUGGCCUCAAUCCACACACAUAUUUGCAAAACCUUCAAGUAAACCUGCUGCUGUUUGGCAGCAAAAUAAAUAAUAAAAAAUCAUUUUCACCUCUUACUCUUUCUGUGCUCACUACUUUCAAGCUCGCACAGCAAAGAGCUUGCUAUUAUUUAAAUAAAUUAUGAAUUCAUCAGACGCCCUUAGAGUCAGGGGAGUAAGCAGCUCUGUCUGUCUCGCCACGUAAAAGCUGUGUUGCACAGAAAUGAGGGCCAAAGAAGAUGAUGAUGAGGCCAUGAUGUAAUGGAGCAAAAAUUAGCAUUGCGCUUUAGCACUGCGCUUUAGCAAUGCUAAUUAGCAUUAGCCUUGUUAGCAUUUCCUCAGAUCCCAACUCAGUCAAGCGUUUGUGUGAUGUGCUGGUACCUACAGGGGGACCUCCUGCAGUGUCUGGCUCUAGAGCAUUCGUGCAAGAUCCUUUGAAUACUGCUUGAUCAGAUUGGAGUCUUGGGCAGGCCACAUCGACAUCUUGAGCCCAAAUUCCUUGGGCCAUUCUUGAGCAGGUUUUGCAGUGUGGCAUUACGUAGUCCUGCUGGGAGGGCCACUGUCAUUGGGGCAUGCAGUUGCCAUGAAAGGGGGUACUUGGUCUGCAAAAGUGCUUGUGUCAGUGGUGUGUUUAAAUGGCAUUUACAUGAACACCCAAACCCAAAGCUUCCCUGCAGAAAAUUGCAUUUUAACGAGAUGAACGAUGUUAUUCAUUUUGUCUGUCAGUGGUUGUAAUGUUGUGGCUGAUCAGAGUAUAUACACAUUCACCCUCUUUCUACUGACUGAGAGGAAAAAGACACAGCAACCAUGAGGCUUUCCAGGUUCACUUUCAUUCCUAUAAACAUGUUUACAUCUAUUAACGUGAUUUUUUUGUUCUCAGGUGGAACAGUAAGUUCCAGGAGCAUUAGAUGUGUCCUGUAAUCUGCAAUGUCUCUUGGCCAAGUCACAGCAAGGUUGUAUGACUGACUCCCUAAUCUAACAAUGACCAUAUUGAAAGAGUAAUCUGAUCCCAGCAUUUCAAUGGACCUGCAUUUGUAAAUGACCCUGCGCUUGUAUUGCGCUUUUCUUGUUCGACCACUCAGAGCACUUUCACACUAGAGGAGUCACAUUCAUCCAUUCACACACACAUUCACACACUGGUGGCCAAGCUUACCAUAGGGGUGGGCGAUAUGGCAAAAAUAUCAUGUCACGAUUCUUUUUUAUUUUGGAUUUUAAGACUAUUGUGCAUGUUACUGAACAGUAUAACCAAGCUAAUUUCACAAUUUAAAAAAUAUAGCUCUAAAAUAAAGAAUAUAAGAACAUUUAGGCCAAAGUACCUUUUUGAACAGAUUUAAUUCAUUUAUGAAUACAAAUUAAAAAUUAAGAGAGAGGUUGAAAAUAAGGCAAUGUGUCUGUGGCCCCGGGCCCCAAAUCACUAUGUCUGCCCCUGGUAAUGAUAAUGAGCACUCAGUGCAAUACGCUCUAAAUACUUACAUCCAAAGUCUGACUGAACCUGAAACUAACACAGAAUGGUCUUUAGAAGUCUGAAGAAGUCACUUUCCACCUCUGAAUGUUUGUCUGUUGGUUCAUUCACACACUUUGGUGCUGUGAGGAGAAGCUCUGCUCUGUCUGUCUCUAACCGCGCUGCGCUGUCAGGCAAUCAGAUGUUUGAUCCGUAAUAAUGAAACACCACUCGGUUGUCAAAUAAUCGGCUGUAUUCUACAGUCAGUCCCUCACUGCAUUACAUGAUUGUACACUUCUGCUGUCACUGUGUUUUGGCAUGAGAUUUGCUUUGGUGUCAUGAGAGCGCCAGACUGACGGUGAAAGCGUGUGUCACACGCCAGGAGUGUGAGAGUUGGCAAACCUGAAAUAUGUUAAAAUGCAGAAAAUCCUCCGUGAUGGCGGAUUGUGGACACAUUCUAAUUCUUCACGAUCUAAUAUCGUCAUAUCGCACACCCCUAGGUUACCAUACAAUGUGCCACCUGCUACUCAGUUUUAAACAUUCAUACCCACCGAUGGCACAGCCCAAGGAUACUCUGAUGUUGACUGGAGGAACAGGUGAUUGAACCACCAACCAUCUGAUCAGUAGACAACUCACUCUGCCUCUGAGCCACAGCCUGCCUGGGCAUGUGAUGAUAGAGACUGAUAGAGACAAAUUGAAAUGUGUUUUUUUUAAAUGAGCCAGCUUAGGGUGGACAUAGUCUUGGUGUGAAAGUGACCACAGCCACUAAUCCCCAAUGUGUCACAAUGAUUUCAUUCACUGGUCAAAAUAGCCGGUGCAAGUUAUUCUCUUGCCCUGUCAGCACAAAUGAACCUUUCUCUACUUCACCCCACGCACAAAUUCUCCUUAUGUUUUCUACAGUUGCCUUAAUGGAGGUUGAUACAAGGGAAUGAUGUGCCGCUCUUCUCAUGAACCACUUUAAGUGUUCUUACUGUAAAGAGUUAAGUAGCUCAGUUGGGUUCAGAAUGAUGCCCUGGACUUUUAUUUGUUAACUGAAUCUGCAUCUUCUCUGAAGCUUUUACUUGUAAGAUUGCUGUGAAACAGUACAUUUGUUUGUCUUUGGUUUUUGUUUGAUUCCCAUUGGAUGGCAAAACACCACCGUAAUUAAGGAAUAUUAUGGAAUUGUGUUAAUAUUGCUCCAUAAGUAACAUUUCUAAGAUUUCCCAAUUGUUUUCUCUUGUGUUAUUUAUUGCUUCUAUUUUGUUUUGUUGCAAAAUGUCAGGGUUCAGUUUGUGUGAUUUGUGCUGAAACAGUCCUUAAUGCUCAAACACAUUAAGCUUUUUAUGGGUUACAGUUGUUCAAAUCUCUUAAAACAUUCUCCAAUGGUUUACUUCCACUGCUUUUAACAGCAUGUACAUGGUGGUAUGCACUAUGUACAGUAAAAUAUCUUCCAUAAAUAAUCAAAUGUUUCAAAUAAGUGAAGCUUUCUUGCACAGAUGUCAUACAGUUUCCAUCUCCCAUACACACCAUAAAAGGUUACAUUCUGUUGGUUUACAAAGAAAGUAUGUUUUCUUUUCCAAAGUUGAAACUAUGCAGCAUUGAUCCUGAAUACUGUGCUCUUUUUUGUCUUUUCUCAUGUGAUUGAGGAUAAAUGCUGAAAGCACAGUUUCAAGCAAAGUCUGAGACUUCAAUGUACAGCAAGAAAAUAAUGUAUAAAGUAUAUUGAUAAAAACAUAUAUUUGAAGAGCUUUGUUCCAGAAAUGAUACGUACACCAUGUGGAAACAAUGCGAUUGAAAUCCUAUGAAAUUAUCUCAACAGGAAAGAUCUGAUAGGCAAAAUUCUGCUGUCCAAAGUAAUAAUAUUUCUGAGAAUGGAUAUGCACUUUGGGAAUGUUGUCUUUCUGGUUGUUUUUUUUUCCCAAAUGGAUGUAAGACAUUUCAGAAAUGAAACCCUUCAUUUUUUUUUCACCCCAUGACAUGUUCCAUCUUAACACUAAGUGUGAGUUUGCCUGUUUGGUUUGUCCAAUAAAUGCAAACUUAUUUCUUCAUAGA